Messenger RNA from Suncus etruscus (white-toothed pygmy shrew), 939 nucleotides. Its product is annotated as olfactory receptor 2AE1-like. The record is from RefSeq and is a predicted model, not a curated record. Gene Ontology annotation, cellular component: membrane. Gene Ontology annotation, biological process: G protein-coupled receptor signaling pathway. The coding region runs from base 1 to 939 and encodes 312 amino acids. The transcript has a single exon. NCBI's taxonomy places the organism in Eukaryota, Metazoa, Chordata, Mammalia, Eulipotyphla, Soricidae. Gene Ontology annotation, molecular function: olfactory receptor activity; G protein-coupled receptor activity.
AUGAGGCAGAGCAAUCAGUCCUCAUUGGCCGACUUUAUCUUGGAAGGGCUCUUUGAUGACUCCUUAACUCAUGUCUUUCUUUUCUCCUUGACCAUGGUGGUCUACCUUGUUUCUGUGAGUGGCAAUUCCCUCACUAUCCUCCUCAUUUGUGCUGACCCACGGCUCCACACUCCCAUGUACUUCCUGCUCAGUCAACUCUCCCUCAUGGAUCUGAUGCAUGUGACUACGACCAUCCCCAAGAUGGCUACCAACUACCUCACAGGCAGGAAGUCCAUCUCCUUUGUGGGUUGUGCUACCCAGCACUUUCUCUACUUGUCAGUGGGAGGAGCUGAGUGUAUUCUGUUGACUCUCAUGUCCUAUGACCGUUAUGUUGCCAUCUGUCAUCCAUUGCAUUAUGCUAUUCUCAUGAACAAGAGGGUGGCCCUGAUGAUGGCCAUCAUGUCAUGGUUGGGAGCAUCUACAAACUCCUUCAUUCACACUAUGAUCUUGAUGCAUUUCCCUUUCUGUGGGUCUCGUAAAAUCCAGCAUUUCUAUUGUGAGUUUCCAGCUGUUGUGAAAUUGGUCUGUGAAGACAUCACUAUUUAUGAGAUGACAGUUUACAUCAGCACCAUUCUGCUUCUCCUUGUCCCUAUUCUCCUGGUCUCUACAUCCUAUGGUUUCAUCCUCCAUAGUGUCAUUCAGAUGCAGUCUGCUGGGAGUAAGAGAAAUGCUUUUGCCACUUGUAGCUCUCACCUUACUGUAGUUUCUCUGUGGUUUGGUUCCUGCAUUUUCUCCUAUAUGAGACCCAGGUCCCAGCGCACUCCACUGCAAGAUAAGAUUGGUUCUGUGUUCAAUAGUAUCAUUACUCCCACCCUGAAUCCUCUGAUUUAUACUCUCCGCAAUAAGGAUGUAGCUAAGGCCCUAAGAAAAGUGUUGGGAAGAGAUACUGUUAUUCAAUGA